Molecule: messenger RNA, 5563 nt
Organism: Gambusia affinis (western mosquitofish)
Lineage: Eukaryota; Metazoa; Chordata; Actinopteri; Cyprinodontiformes; Poeciliidae
Gene: grk4
Product: G protein-coupled receptor kinase 4
Exons: 16
Coding region: 312-2042 (576 amino acids)
Biological process (GO): regulation of signal transduction; protein phosphorylation; signal transduction
Cellular component (GO): cytoplasm
Molecular function (GO): G protein-coupled receptor kinase activity; ATP binding
Source: RefSeq, a predicted model, not a curated record
UCGCUGCGCAGAGGAGGGGUGAGGAGGAGGAGGGAACCGGAGCAGGAAGGAAGACGGGCAGGCAGGCGGUGAAUGCUAACAAGCUCCGCUGUAACCAUAACGCUCCGUAGGCUCGGGUUUGACCAAACAUAUGGGAUAGAAAAGGAUCGACGAGCGCUAAUUGAGUCCUAAUAUGCGCCAGUACCGCGUUCGCCCUGUGCGCGUGCAACAGCCUCGCGGCCGUCGGCACCUUUGAUCUGGAAAAACCGUCUUUUCUUUUUUCUCCUGCUGAGUGAAAUGUAUCGAGGUUGCACGGGAUUCACGUUCUGACAAUGGAGAUUGAAAAUAUCGUGGCCAACACGGUUCUCCUGAAGGCGAGGGAAGGUGGAGGAGGCAAGAGGAAUGGCCGCAGUAAGAAAUGGAAGGAGAUGCUUAAACUCCCACACAUCAGCCAAUGCGAGGAGCUUCGACGAAUUAUCGAGAGGGACUUCACCAGUCUAUGUGAGAAGCAGCCCAUCGGUCGGCUGCUGUUCCGUCAGUACUGUGACACCCGACCAGAGCUGAAGCGCUGCAUCGACUUCAUGGAUGCUGUGGCCAUGUACCAACUAGCUCCCGACGAGAAGAGGAGGGACUAUGGACUGAAUGUAUUAGACACAUACUUUAAUAACGGGUCAGCGGCCCAUCUACCCGACAUUCCCCAGGACGUUAUCGCUCGGUGCCGGGAGAGCCUGGAGCAGAGUCCAUGCAAGGAGCUCUUCAACGACUGCACCAAAAUAGUUCGCGAUUAUCUGAGUGGAGCUCCAUUUUCCUCCUACCAGGAGUCCAUGUACUUUUCUCGCUUCCUGCAGUGGAAAUGGUUGGAAAGGCAACCUGUAACCAAAAAUACCUUCAGACAUUACAGAGUACUAGGAAAAGGUGGAUUUGGCGAGGUUUGUGCCUGCCAAGUACGUGCCACCGGUAAGAUGUAUGCCUGUAAAAAGCUGGAAAAGAAACGGGUGAAGAAGAGAAAAGGUGAAGCAAUGGCACUAAACGAAAAACGCAUAUUAGAAAAAGUUAACAGUAGUUUUGUAGUUAGUUUAGCUUAUGCCUAUGAGACCAAGGACGCGCUGUGCCUGGUCUUGACCUUAAUGAAUGGUGGUGACUUAAAAUUCCACAUCUACAACAUGGGAAACUCUGGCUUUGACGAGCAAAGAGCCCUUUUCUACGCUGCUGAGAUCUGCUGUGGCCUUGAGGAUCUGCACCGCGAGAGGAUAGUCUACAGAGAUUUGAAGCCUGAAAACAUCCUUCUGGAUGACCGUGGGCACAUUCGGAUCUCUGACUUGGGUCUCGCUGUUCAGAUCCCUGAAGGGGAGACGAUACGAGGGAGAGUGGGCACAGUUGGAUACAUGGCUCCUGAGGUGAUCCAGAACGAAAGCUACACCUUCUGCCCGGACUGGUGGGGUCUGGGCUGUCUGAUCUUCGAGAUGAUCCAGGGCCAGUCGCCCUUCCGGAAACGCAAGGAGCGAGUCAAGCGGGAGGAGGUGGACAGACGGGUGCGCGAGGACCAGGAGGAGUACUCUGAUAAGUUCUCAGAGGAUGCGAAGGACAUCUGCAGGCAGCUCCUGGCCAAGGACCCCAAGGAGAGGCUCGGCUGUCGGGGUUGCGGGGCCACCGAGGUCAAGCAGCACCCCAUCUUCAGAAACAUCAACUUCAAACGGCUGGAGGCCAACAUGCUGGACCCUCCCUUCAUACCAGAUCCUCGAGCCGUGUACUGUAAAGACGUCCUGGACAUCGAGCAGUUCUCCACUGUCAAAGGCGUGAACCUUGACCCCACGGACGACGACUUCUACUCAAAGUUUGUCACAGGCAGUGUCUCCAUCCCGUGGCAGAACGAGAUGAUUGAGAUGGAGUGCUUCAAAGAAAUCAACAUCUAUGAGACCGACGGGAUGCUGUGCCCAGACCUGGACAUUAACCGGCCCAACCCUCCACCGAAGCGGGGCUUCUUCUACCGCCUGUUCAGAAGAGAGGUCUGUCUGAAGAGCGGUUACAGUGACGACGAGACAGAAGAGCCCUCACGACUUUAAACCACUCCGUCCCUCCGCCCGCAUCCCUCCGCCCCAGAGCUUCACCACAAUCUCCAACCGAGCGCGAGAAUCUUAGGAACUCAGUGAAUGUCGACCUGUAUUUAUGAGCUGUAUUAAAAGUGUAUUAUAGCUAAAGAAAAAAGUAUGACUUUAAAGAUUUUGUACAUUUGUACUUGAAUUUAUGUCUAGAUGUAUAUUUUCACUAAAGGUUGUAUUGUACAAAAAGCCAUAAAAGUACCACUUGAAUGCAUACAUUACCUUAUUUUCUUUUGAUUUUGUUUCUUUAUUAUUAUUAUUUGGAAUGAGUAUGAAUAAUGUUCAUUAGGCGGUUUCUUUCAAGAAGCGCAUUUUAGUUUCAUUAGUCUUUUUAUUUUUCACAAUGUAGCAUCAGGCCUUUUUUUUUUUUUUUUUUUUUACAUGUGCCGUAUGUUUGUCCUUAUCUUGAUCUUUGUUAGCACAUUAACUCCACUUUAUACCAAACUAACUUUUAGUCGCUAAACGGCUGAAGUCGCAGGCGGAUCUCAAAUUAGACCCAAGGGAUACAGCUGGAACUUAAUCCAGGUUUUCAUCACUAUUAAAGUUGUGAUGCUUGAACUUUUCCUGGGAGUGGAAUAGCUGCAGCAGUGCGUACAAUCCGUAUGACCGGAUAGGAUGAACUAGAUGUGUGUGUCCGGGGACUAGCUUGCGCUGCGUUCUCCAAGUCAUUUUAAGAUCACAUGUAUUUAUUUUUGGGAAUCUGUGCAGCAGCUCAGUAUUAAUAAAACACAGAGCAAAACAUUGAAAUCCGCAAUUAAUUCUGGAAUUUCAAAUAAAUCUUCCCUAAGCUCCAGCAGGUUCAAAUCGUAAAAUUUGUGAUGCCUAACAGCGUUUCCAACAAGAACACACCUACUAGUUGCAUAUCUGUUAUAAUUUUUACUCAAGCUGAUUAUUUUAUGGUGAUUUAUGCUUCCCCCCUUCUUAAUUCAGUACUGCACUUUCACGUGCUGCUCUGUUGUUAGGCUGAAGCAAAGUAGAAACAUUUUUCCUUGAAAGCUAAAUAAUUCGCUACCCUUGUUUUUGGAAUACAAGAAAAAAACCCUAUUUAUUCUGCUGAUAAGAGUUGCAUUUAGAGCACAAAAACGAUUUUGAAUAAAAGUAACUUUGGUAAGUCAUCGCUUUUUGUGUUAGAGCGCAAUACUUUAAAAAAAAAAUUCACCACCUUCAGACUCAGUAAAUCUCUGCACACCUUAUUCCUUCAAUCGCAUGAAGUCUGCUAGUAAAGUAUUGUGAAAAACUUUUCCAUAUUAUGAUUUUUCCACUUUUAAACUUUUGGUGAAAAGUUUUUGAGAUGUUAUGCAGAGCCAUUUUUCCUUCAGUUAAAUUUGGGUCUUAUGUCUUCAGACUAUUCUCCCACUAUUUCACUGGCUUGUCCAAAUGUUCAACAGAAAACUUUAGGCUAGCUUAAAUGUGCUUUUUCUUCUGUGGCGUAGUUUGUGCUAUCAAAUUACAUUAAUUAUUGUUUUAAUAGAAAACAGUACCUGCCCAUUCAAGGUCUUUGACCUGAUGACCUUCUUGUGCCAACAUGUGUCGCUAGUUAUCUCGGACCACUUUCUGGGUUUUCCUUUGACUCGGCUGUCUGAAAUCUUGUGGAAUGCGCCUGGUCGUGACUAGUUUAUAGUAAAAAUGUGUUGUUUCCACUACCGGGAAAAGUUGAUGUAUUGAGUACUUAUUUACUACAAUUGCGAUUAGCAGAUUUAAAGAUGGUUUUUCUACAUUUCUCUUUUACUAUUGAAGGAGUGAUUUUCCUCAUAAACCAACAAUUUCUUCCCUGUACUUUUCCUUUUAUGUUCAUUUCUAGAUUUUGCUGUAGAAGUAGAUGCUGUUUAGCCCCGCCCCGUCGCCUUCAACACCCGUUUUUAAUGCUGUGAAUACCCCGACUUCAGCAUGAUGGCUGCACAUUUGUGUAUAUUUCACCGUUCGAUGGCGCAGCUUUGCUCCACUUUGUGAAUUAGACUUCAUUAGCUCUACUUUUGUACAGUUCAGCAACUUUAAAGAGAAAUUCAAUUCAGAUGAAAGCAGUCUGUAAUUAUUCAUUGCAGUUUUUAAAAAUGUUUGAACUUGAACAUCUGCCAGAUACAUUCAGACUUUGAGGCUGCAAACGUUUGAUGAGGUGUGCAUUGAGUUCCCAGUCUGUUAAACCAAUGUGUUCUGAAAUUUUUCUUUAGUCCAGAAAUCAGAUGUGAACAUCUAGUAGUUUCUCACUUAUUUGAUUCCUGAAUUUGUCUUUGUUGUCCUUUUAAAAAGAAAUCUAUAAUUUGCUUUGCUCUCAGGCAGACUUUGAAGCUGGUUUCGUUCAUGUAGAUUUUAGCCUCAAAGCAAACUUGUAAAUUCUGCAUUUCUAACAUGUAACUAAAAAUCCGAGGUGAAAACUUAACUGCGUCCAUCACCCAUGCCUGUAUCUUUGUUUGUAAGGUAUUUCAUAUCAAUCUACAUAGGAGUGAAGAUGUUCUAUCAGAUCCAUUGCACUGUAUAUGUUUUGACAAGGACUUUGAGAAGUGUCUUUUAACUGUUCUGACAAUGAUACCAAAAGCAACCUUCUCCAGAUUAAAACAUUUUCCUUUUCUAGAAGAAUCUACUCAAGAAAAAAUACCAACAGCCUUUAUUAAAUGUGCCAAUUACCAAUUUAGUUUCUUACAUCCUGCCUUCAUAUUUAUUAUUUUUUUUACCUCAUUUACUUCCCAUCUACUGAAAUUUCUUCAUAUACAUAUAGAAAAGAAAAAACGUAAAAACUUAAAUCAGCUCAACUGUUUUGAAUGUCCGCACUAAGUGCAUUGUAAUGCCUGUUUAAAAAAAACAAACAAAAAGACAUGUUUUAUUACUCAAGCAUGCAUCAAUUUGUAAUACUUCAGGAUCCUUGUGUAUGUAAGUGAUGACCUUCCUGUGCCAACAUGUGUCGCUGGUUAUCAGAGAACGACUUUGUGAAUGGCUGGGAGUGACCAGUGGAGCUGGCCUGUUGGAUAACAAAUGUUCCUGGUUUGUUCCUGCCUUUCUGUCGGAGCGUUGAUGGCGAGUCAAAACUGGGAUGAGGCUCGCCAGCAAGCACCUACAAAGUGGAAUAUCACUUGAAUUAGUUUAUAGGUAAUGCACCUGUACAAAUUCAGAUCUUCUGCAGUUUUGUCUGUAGUGGGGGGUGGUGGGGGGGGAGAAAUGUGGAAUAUUUACAGCAAAAGGAGGAUGAACAAAUGAAUUUUUGGUAUUCAAACAGGGAGUUGAUUAUUUUAUUUUUUUUCCAUGUUCAGUCUGUACAGUCAUGUUAUUCAACCACUGCAGUCAUUGUUAAUUCUUGUACAAGUUAUAUCACUGGUUGUUGUACCAUAUCUGACAUUUGUAAUUAUGAAAUAAUACACUGCCAUUUGUAUUAAAAGAGGUGUCUUAACUUGUUUUUCUUCUGUUGAUUUGUUUGUGAAUGAAAGGCGGAGGCGAAGUGAAACUUUCUUUACAGUUUCUGCUUACUGUAAAUUAAAGUUAAUUUGUUCCUCUCA